ACUGUACUUAACAUUAUUCAAUCCUCAUUAUAAAAACAUUUUCCGUCCACUACGAUCCAUUCAGUGUUCUCAGAAACGUGUUCCACCAUGAAAGCUUACAUUUUCUUCCCUCUGGCUCUAUUGAGCUUCACCGAAGCUCGCCAUUUCUCAUACAAGGCUCGAGAGCAAUGGUUGGCCCAAGAAACCAUCCCUUCCAAUUACGACAAGCGGUUCAGACCACCACCGGUUUCCGACCACGAGGAUGGACCAGUCCAAGUUAAUAUCUCGAUGUACAUCCAAGAGCUAAGCAUCUGUUCCUAUCGUCAACAAUUGAUUGUUGGUGGGUACUUCCGUCAAUUCUGGGUGGACCCCCGAUUGGCCAUGACCGAGGUGGAGGACAAGGACGAGACCAUCCUGACUUUGGGGGAUAUGUUCGUGGAUACCCCGAUUUGGAUCCCAGACACGUUUGUGGUCAACAGUAAGAACGGCUUGGUGAGCGACGAUGCUCCUGAGACCAAAGGAAGGUCCUUUCUGAGAGUGAAGGCUGAUGGAUCUGUUUUGGGAUCGACCAGAUUCCGUUCCAAAUUGAUCUGUCCCAUGUCCAAGAAAGAUACGGAGGUGACUUGCUCGUUCCACGUUGAAAGCUUUGGUGCAAAAGCCACUGACAUUUCCUACGCGUGGAAAGAUUUUGAGGCCGAUUCGAUGGUCGUGUCCGAUCAAGCCAUUAUGUUGUUAAAAAAUAACGGCUGGAAAUUGAUUGAGAGCACCCCUGUCAAUGACUACGUUGAGCUUGAGAUUGGAAAAUACUCUAGGGUUUCGUUGAACUUCAAAUUGGAGAAAUUUGAGGGAGAGGGAGAGGAAACGGAAUCUGAUGACCUUUAAGGAUUAGUGAAUAAGAUGCUAUGCUUCCUGAUCUAAUCUUACAAUAUAAAUAACGAAUAAAUCAGUUUUUGCAACAUUU
Tigriopus californicus is the source of this 940-nucleotide messenger RNA. RefSeq names its product gamma-aminobutyric acid receptor subunit beta-like. The coding region runs from base 88 to 861 and encodes 257 amino acids. Gene Ontology annotation, cellular component: synapse; neuron projection; membrane. Lineage: Eukaryota; Metazoa; Arthropoda; Copepoda; Harpacticoida; Harpacticidae. The transcript has 6 exons. Gene Ontology annotation, biological process: regulation of membrane potential; chemical synaptic transmission; chloride transmembrane transport. Gene Ontology annotation, molecular function: transmembrane signaling receptor activity; neurotransmitter receptor activity; chloride channel activity. The record is from RefSeq and is a predicted model, not a curated record.